AAAAAUUCAGAGCGUUUCUUUUCUGAUGAAACUACAACCGCUAUUUCGGAAUACAUAUUUCAAGGAGAGAAUAAACAUUACAGACGAAAAGAGAAAAGAUGUUUCAUAAAAUGGGAAAUUUAAUUCGACCAGCAUGUCACGCGACAAGACUCGGACGUCGCUCACUUUGCUCCAAACGGAACAUACCCGUCGAAUGGCGUCGUGGGGAUUUGUGGUCUGAUUUCUUUAAGGGGCCGCUUCCUUUCGGCGGCCCCUGGCGACAUCAUUUCCGGGAGAUGGAGGACGCAAUGCGCGCAAUGGAAAAACAGUUUGACCGGAUGUCCCCUCGAGCGUUUGGGGAAUCGUUUUACCGGCGGCCGACGCGUCUCUCGGAAGCGGCCGAGGAGGCAAUGACUAACCAAGUGUCGAAGGUACGUUAUGACGGUAAGGCGUUUGAAGUAACGUUAGACGUCAAAAACUUCUCCCCCUCUGAACUGGAGGUGCGCCUAUCCGGGGGCCGACUCACUGUGCACGGGAAACACGAGCAGCGUGCUGACGAACACGGGUAUGUGACACGAGAGUUUCAACGGGAAUUUUCAAUACCACAGGAAGUGGAUGCGGAAAGUUUCGAGUCAUCAGUGUCAGAAGAAGGUUUGCUGACUAUACGCGCCAACGUGAAAACGUCUGAACAACCAGUGGAAAAGAAAAUAGAGGUUAAGACGGCGCCCGGAAAACUGGAGGCGAGCGAGGAAAAGUCGUAGACUUGACGGUUCUUUUGUUAUGAUAGAAUGGAUAUGUUUCAAUGAUUCAUUGUUUAUGACAGCCUGUUUUUCUUAAAAAUAGUAUUGACAGUUAUGAAAAAGCAAUCAAAGUGUUUCUUCAUUUUGUCAGUUUAUGUGUGCCAUUGACGUGUUCAUUGUUUUGUUGCCGGUUCAAAACUAGUUCGGAGUACUGUAGUUUAUUUAGAUUCCAUUUUUGUGUUCUAAAUAAAGGUCGUUUAACAUAAGUAUUCUACAUGAAGUUCAUUCCAUUUCAUGUAAAACAUUCAUUAUUUUUAUUGUUUCAAUUAUUUCAUUAUCAGUUUUGGUGACUUGUAUAUCUGUGUUAAACCACAUUAUUUAAAAGCUGCCAUGAUAGUUAUCACUGGCGAAAUAAAUUGAAGAAAAAAACA
Molecule: messenger RNA, 1150 nt
Organism: Mya arenaria
Lineage: Eukaryota; Metazoa; Mollusca; Bivalvia; Myida; Myidae
Product: alpha-crystallin B chain-like
Exons: 3
Coding region: 99-740 (213 amino acids)
Biological process (GO): protein refolding; response to heat
Molecular function (GO): protein folding chaperone
Source: RefSeq, a predicted model, not a curated record